AUGCGUUUCUUCAAACUGCAGGCUGUGGCGGCCGUUGCCGCCUGGGCAAUGACCGCUGCGUCCAGGAGCAUCCUCGACGCUCGCGGUGUCGAGCAGGUCAAGGAGCUCGCCAAGCAGCUGUCGGCCAACGCCAAGAUCUACUGGCCCGGCGACCCUGAGUUUGAAAAAGCGACCGUUCGCUGGUCCGCGCUGCAGGCUCCCAAGGUCAACGUCGUUGUCGUUCCGGCGACCGAGCAGGACGUCUCCGUGACGGUGAAAUUUGCCAACAAGAUCAGCGUCCCCUUCCUCGCUUUCAAUGGUGCCCAUGGUUCGAUCACCACCCUCGGCAAGAUGCAGGGCGGCAUCGAGAUUUGGAUGAACCAGCUCAGCAGCGUCAAGAUCUCCAACGACGGCAAGACGGCCACCAUCGGAGGUGGUACCAUGUCUAAGAAGGUGACGGACGAUCUCUGGGCUGCGGGCAAGCAGACGGUCACUGGCACUUGCGAGUGCGUCAGCCUCUUGGGUCCUGCCCUGGGCGGCGGCCACGGAUGGCUCCAGGGUCAUCACGGCCUGGUGGCCGACCAGUUCCAGUCCAUGAACGUUGUGCUCGCCGACGGCACUCUGAAGACCAUCGAUUCCAAGUCGGAUCUCUGGUGGGCCAUGAAGGGCGCUGGUCAUAACUUCGGUAUCGUCACGUCGGUCACGACCAAGCUUUACGAUAUUCAGCACCGCGACUGGGCCAUCGAGACGCUCAUCUUCACGGGCGACAAGGUCGAGGCGGUGUACAAGGCUGCCAACGAGCACCUGCUCAAGAAUGGAACUCAGCCCGUCGAUGUCAUCAACUGGUCUUACUGGCUCAACAACCCGGACGUGGAUAAGGACAAGCCGGUCAUCAUUUUCUACAUCAUUCAGGAAGGCGUCAAGUCGGUUGAUCCUGCUUACACCAAGCCCUUCCAUGACAUCGGCCCCGCUGUCACCGAACCCGCUUCCGGCACGUAUACCGACCUCGCGGCCUGGACGGGCAUCGCCCUCGACUCGCCCCCUUGCCAGAACGUAGGCCUCGCCAACCCGCGCUUCCCUAUCUACCUCGAGACAUACAACGUGGCCGCCCAAAAGAAGGUCUACGACAUUUUCGCCGCGGCAACGCACCAGAACCCCGAGUUUGCCAACUCGCUCUUUAUGUUUGAGGGCUACUCAGAGCAGGGCGUUCGUGCCAUUCCCGAUCAGUCUUCGGCCUUUGCGUUCCGCGGCGACAACCUCCUGGCAGCGCCUCUUAUCACGUACCAGCCCGCAGGGGCGGAUCUGGACCAGAAGGCCAAGACUCUGGGCGAGCAGCUGCGCUCGGUCCUCCAGCAAGCCAGCGGGCGCAAGGACCUGCACACGUACGUGAACUACGCGUACGGCAGCGAGACGAAGCAGCAGUGGUACGGCAGCGACAAAUGGCGCCAGGACAAGCUGAGCGCACUGAAGAAGAAGUACGACCCCAACGGCCGAUUCAGCUUCUAUGCCCCGGUGGCCUAG
This is a messenger RNA of Purpureocillium lilacinum, 1500 nucleotides long. RefSeq lists its product as uncharacterized. Lineage: Eukaryota; Fungi; Ascomycota; Sordariomycetes; Hypocreales; Ophiocordycipitaceae. The record is from RefSeq and is a predicted model, not a curated record. Gene Ontology annotation, molecular function: FAD binding.